GAUGACUACGCCGGUAAACAGAUCCGGCAAACAUCGAUAGUGACAGUAAUCUUAUUUCCGCGUACUGUGAAUAAAUGUGAAGGAAUUUCGCCGGAACACCCCUUCAGAUCCUGGUCACGUCGACAGGAAGUACAACUAAAGGCAUCUGAACUCCAAGACAAGGACGCGUGACAAAUGAAACACUCUCCAGAAAGCUGCAAGUAACUAAGGACUCUUUGACAUUGACAUUAAGAUCUGAUCUGAUGUUGGUUGCACUCUACAGUGACACACUACAAAUGAGAAUCGGACAUCGAGAACAUUGAAGAUGGCUGAUCUCUCAAGCAUUCAAAUGGACUUAAACGAGAGAGGGUUUGAGAAAGAUUUGGAAAGUCCUUUCCUUCUGGACUCGAAGGUUGUAAAAUUGUACGACUACCACGAUGUCCCGUACUUCCUAAGAGGAAAUCCUUACGUUACGUCUGGUUACCGGGCCUUCUUAUCGUUCAGAAUGUGCGUCAAAAGUCUCUUUGUAAUGUCGAAUGAGUCCAUCAACAUCUGGUCCCACUUACUUGGAUUCUUGUAUUUCUUUUACCUUCUCCUUGUUGAUAACUUGGCCAGGAUUCCAGAACACGAUGGAACUUUUUCUGAUCAUGUGGUGUUCACUUGUUUACUUAUUGGCUACAUGAUUUGCAUGUUCUUUUCUGCCAUCUAUCAUUUAUUCUGCUGUCACUCUGAGAGAGUUUUUCAUCUUUGGUUGUCACUUGACUUGGCUGGCAUCUCACUUGGUGUGUGCAGCUGCUAUGUGCCUGCCAUUUACUAUGCAUUUUAUUGUCAUGUGACUUGGCAAAGCAUUUACCUGGGUGGUGCGAUUCUUCUGACUUUAGUUUCAUUAGCAUUUCAAUUUCAUCCUUCUUUCUUGACCUCUCAUUGGGCAAGUAGACGUCUUUUACUCUUCUGUAGCCUAGUGGCAUAUGGUGUGGUCCCAGCAAUCCACUGGGUACUUCUGCUUGGAGGAUGGAAUGACUUCUCUGUGAGGCUCUUUGUUCCUAAAGUGGUUGUUAUGUAUUUGCUGGGAAUUCUUGCUCUAGGAUUUUAUGCACUUAAAAUACCAGAAAGAUAUUUCCCAGGUAAACUGAACUAUGUUGGAUCCAGCCAUCAAUGGUGGCACCUUUUUAUUGUAUUAGCUUUUUACUGGUGGCACAGAUCAAAUCUCAUUUAUAUGAAGUACAGAUUGGAAUAUCAGUGUUUAACUAACACUGAACUUUCAACUUCUGACUCACCCUUUGAACUCAACAUUCUCAAGUAGAUAACUGAAAAUAAGAUAUUUUAAAUUCAUGAAUAAUUAAAAUUAAACUUGGUUUAUUUUCAAAA
Molecule: messenger RNA, 1347 nt
Organism: Stylophora pistillata
Lineage: Eukaryota; Metazoa; Cnidaria; Anthozoa; Scleractinia; Pocilloporidae
Product: progestin and adipoQ receptor family member 3
Cellular component (GO): membrane
Molecular function (GO): signaling receptor activity
Source: RefSeq, a predicted model, not a curated record